Drosophila kikkawai is the source of this 3473-nucleotide messenger RNA. It is a transcript of the gene Tpst, whose product is annotated as tyrosylprotein sulfotransferase. Gene Ontology annotation, biological process: peptidyl-tyrosine sulfation. The record is from RefSeq and is a predicted model, not a curated record. Lineage: Eukaryota; Metazoa; Arthropoda; Insecta; Diptera; Drosophilidae. Gene Ontology annotation, molecular function: protein-tyrosine sulfotransferase activity. Gene Ontology annotation, cellular component: Golgi apparatus.
AUGCGACUGCCAUAUCGGAACAAGAAGGUCACCCUGUGGGUGCUCUUCGGCAUCAUUGUCAUCACUAUGUUCCUAUUCAAAUUCACCGAGCUGCGGCCCCAGUGCCUCUUCAAGGUGGAUGCCGCCAGCGAGCUCAGCUCCCAAAUGGUUCGCGUCGAGAAAUACCUCACAGAUGACAAUCAACGCGUUUAUUCAUACAACCGUGAGAUGCCAUUAAUAUUCAUAGGCGGCGUGCCCAGAUCUGGGACGACUUUGAUGCGCGCCAUGCUGGAUGCCCAUCCCGAUGUGCGCUGCGGUCAGGAAACCCGCGUCAUUCCACGCAUCCUGCAACUCCGCUCGCACUGGCUCAAAUCGGAGAAGGAAUCGCUGCGCCUGCAGGAGGCCGGCAUCACCAAGGAGGUCAUGAACAGUGCCAUUGCACAGUUCUGUCUGGAAAUCAUCGCCAAGCAUGGCGAGCCGGCGCCGCGCUUAUGCAACAAGGAUCCGCUGACGCUGAAAAUGGGUUCCUAUGUCAUCGAGCUAUUUCCGAACGCAAAAUUCCUAUUCAUGGUGCGCGACGGUCGGGCGACCGUUCAUUCGAUUAUAUCGCGCAAGGUGACAAUCACCGGUUUCGAUUUGAGCAGCUACCGCCAGUGCAUGCAGAAGUGGAACCACGCCAUCGAGGUGAUGCACGAGCAGUGCCGGGACAUGGGCAAGGACCGCUGCAUGAUGGUCUACUAUGAGCAGCUGGUCCUGCAUCCGGAGGAGUGGAUGCGCAAGAUAUUGAAAUACCUGGACGUGCCAUGGAACGAUGCGGUGCUGCAUCACGAGGAGUUCAUCAACAAGCCCAAUGGGGUGCCCCUCUCCAAGGUGGAACGCUCCUCGGACCAAGUGAUCAAGCCGGUGAACCUGGAGGCCAUGUCCAAGUGGGUGGGCCAGAUACCGGGCGAUGUGGUGCGCGACAUGGCCGACAUUGCGCCCAUGCUGUCCGUGCUCGGCUACGAUCCGUACGCGAAUCCGCCGGACUAUGGUAAGCCAGAUGCAUGGGUGCAGGACAACACGUCGAAGCUAAAGGCCAAUCGCAUGUUGUGGGAGAGUAAGGCCAAGCAGGUGCUGCAGAUGUCCAGCGAGGAUGAGUUCAACAACAACAAUAGCAACAACAAUAAGGACGCCAACAAUAAUCAGUACAAUGUCAAUAAAAUUAUGCCAGAACAGCAACAGCAACAGCAACAACCACAACAACAGCAACACAGACAGCGGCAACAGCAGCAUCUGCAGCAGCAGCAGCAGCAGCAUCAACAUCAUCAGGAGAUUGAGGGGGAAGGGGAAACGGAACCGGAACAAGAACAAGAAUUGUUGCAUCAAAAGCCAAAGGAUGUCAUUACGAUAAAGCAGCUGCCAUUACAGAAUGGCAAUAGCAACAGCAACAGCAAUGGCAAUGGCAAUGGCAAUGGCAACAAUAACGAGAACAAGAAUGGCCCCAUGGCGGAUACAUGAUAUCCGCACAUACCCAUAAGACUGCCGCCGCGUGGCAAGCACUGAGGCGAGCUGGGGGGAAAAGGGAGAGAGACCGAUACCGAUACCGCAACCGAUAAGGACACUGGCUAACGAUAAGGAUAAACGAUAAUACUAACAAUUACGAUACACGAGAAAAAACCAAUUUUGAAUUGAAUUAGCCGCCGGUAUAUAGGCAACGUGUAAAUGUUACCAAAGUCAUCUACACGGUAAAUGUUAGCACAGUGCCGACUUCAAGUUGCAGGGAUAUGUACUAUAUAUAUAUCGUCCACUUCGAUUCCAUAUUCAUUUAAUUUACGCAUUAAUAUCUCUUAAUUAUUAAAUUGAUUGUUCCAUCGAAUGGUAAUUGCAAUGCCUACCCACUACCUACCUUAAUCACGCCAAUCACACGGUCUAAGCUCGCCCAAUGGGACUUCUCAAUAGUUUAAUGGAAUUUUUUAUCAUUUUCUAGGCUAAAAUCGGGGCUCUUUUUGUACUAUUCAAAUGUCACGAGGGGAAGUGAAGGGAAAAAAGUGUAAGAAGACUUCCUCCUCGAUACACUUUUACUCAGUUUAGAUAUUUUUGUACAACUUACACUGUUCUUUUCACGAAUAUAUCUCUAAUUGUGUACAUACAUAUAUAAAUGUUAUAAUUUUUACCAAAAAAAAAACGAAGAAAGAAGGAAGGAAUCUCGCUCGACUCUUUAUGUAGGUUUAUAUCUGGACAUUUGAAAAUUACCAAGUUAAGCACUGUUUAUAGUUUGCAAACACUAAGAUGACAAAUUAUUGAGAGAACGUGUUAAACUUUUUAACGAAAGAGCUUUUAAGGUGUUUAGUUUAAAUAACAAUAAUCGUAAUGUAUAUGAAAUAUUUGCUGCUGAUGAUAGAAAAAAAGACGUGAACUUAGACUAGAAAAAACUUUGUUGGUGUUUUUUUUUUUUUUUUUUUUGUGUUGCAAUGAAUUGACUGAAUGUAAAAAAAAAAUAAAGUUAAAAGCUAAAUAAAUUCACAAAAAAUAAUAUAAAUAUAAAUGUAUACCAUUUAACUGAAUGUCUAAAUGUAUGUUAUAUGAGAGAGAUCCCUGGCAGUACCAGAAUUCCUUAAGGAACAAAGUCCUGGCGAAAUCCCAAUGAAUUCCGACUGAAUUUAUUGAAAUUGAGAAUGUUCUGGAGGAAUUCCCAAGGAAAUUACAAAGGAACUUCGAAUUCCCCACUCUGAACAAUUUCCUUCCGAAAAUACUCGGGAAUUUCCUUUCGAAAUGUCUUAAAUCCUUGGGAAUUCCUGGUACUGCAGGGUUAUACUAGAUUUUAAAGUGUAUAUGUGUAUGGAUGUGAAGAGUAGCAAGUUAGCCAAGCUAAAAUCAUUAUUUUGACUGCUGGUUCAAGGAAACUUACUUCCGAUUUAAAUGGUUACCAGCUAAAACUUGUAGGGAAAUUAAAAUUCCAAGUGAUUUCUUUAAGAGAGAACCGAAUAUGUAGACCAUUUAAUUUGGAAGCGAGUCUUACGUUUCGUAUUUUUAGUAGCAGACAGAGGGAAGGCAGACGAGGGGACUCCCCCACACUCCGUCCUAACUGGUGUGGGCCGGGGUAAAAAGCUAUUUCAUGUACUUACUUGCCCUUAGCUUUGCCCAUUUACUUUUAUACAUUUAAUUUAUUGAGAAAUGAGAAUUGCUGACAAUAAAUAAGAGAGAAACGGAAAAUCAUGCUUGCUCGCUAACCGAGAACAGAGAAUGUUUAUAAUCGCCCUGCGCGUCACAACCAUAAAACUUGGCUGAAGUGAAGCUGCGCGACAUGUUCAAUGGAUAGUUUUCUGAUUGUGAAACGCAUUUUUAAUAUGUAAACUAAAUAUAUACAUCAAAUAUUUAUAUGUAUAUGAAUGUGAAAACUAUUUUUGCUAGCUUUUAAGACGCCGUUUUUUUGUUCGUCUUAUUUUGAAACGUGUAUGUAUGUAUGUAUAACUCUCCGAAUAGGUAGUAUGUAUCUAUAUUGUACAUUUUUGUGU